Molecule: messenger RNA, 5059 nt
Organism: Acanthopagrus latus (yellowfin seabream)
Lineage: Eukaryota; Metazoa; Chordata; Actinopteri; Spariformes; Sparidae
Gene: angpt1
Product: angiopoietin 1
Exons: 9
Coding region: 468-2081 (537 amino acids)
Biological process (GO): Tie signaling pathway; angiogenesis
Molecular function (GO): receptor tyrosine kinase binding
Source: RefSeq, a predicted model, not a curated record
GGUCGUUAAGUCAGAGAGCGGAGGAGGAAGGGAAGGCAGAGAGACCAGGGGAGGUCUGACGACAUGAUCCCAGCUCGCCCGGCACCUAUUUUAAAUUGCACAGAUCGAUCAAUGCGAAGCGCACACGGUCCGCCUCUGGCUCUGACUCCACUGGAGAAACACCAAGACUUCUAAUCAACUUGUCACUCAGCAGGAGAUGUGUGCAGCUUUUCCUGCCAGGACCAGAACUUAGAGGGGGGAGUGGGUUGCUUUUGGAAAAAGUAGCAUGCGCGAGUGUUCAGAGCAGUCGCUUUCGAUGCUGGAGGUCCAAUGUGAGGAUGGAUGGCGCAUGUUCCAGGGCUGACGGUGACCUGUGCCGUGGUCUGAUCCGGCUUUAAAGGGGGAACAUCCAACCGAACGUAAAGAAGGAGCAGCUCCGAGAACUUACCCCACCUGCAACUCUUUUUUUGUUUUACCCCCAGCCUGACAUGAUGCUGUGGUGCAACUUCGACCACCACUUGCUCUCUCUGGCAGCACUUCUGGUGAUUGUGAGCUGCGGAGGAGGGGAGCAGAGGAGAGGGACGGAUAGCAGCAGCACCAGCAGCACAGGUGGAGGCAGCGGCAGCAGCAGCAGCAGCAGUAGCAGCGGAAGUGGUAGCAACAAUUACAGCAACAGACGCUUUCAUAAGAUCCAGCAUGGCCAGUGCACCUACACGUUCAUCCUACCUGAGGGGGACGGAGCCAGGGGGGGCUCCUGCAGGGAGGGGAAAGCCGGUAGCGCGCAGCAGAACGCCAACUCUCUCCAGAGGGACGCUCCGCCACCCGAGCCGGAGUUUCCCAGCCAGAAGAUCCAGCAGCUCGAGCACAUUAUGGAGAAUUAUACCCUGUGGCUACAGAAGAUUGAGAACUACAUCAAAGAGAGCAUGAAGACGGAGAUGGCCCAACUGCAGCAGAGCGCCGUCCACAACCACACAGCAGCCAUGUUGGAAAUGGGCACCAACCUUCUUUCUCAGACGGCCGAACAAACACGCAAGCUAACUGAUGUCGAGACGCAGGUUCUGAAUCAGACGUCCAGGCUCGAGAUCCAGCUGCUGGAAAAUUCCCUCUCCACUAACAAGCUGGAGAAAGAGUUAAUGGUCCAGACCAAUGAGAUCAGCAAGCUGCAUGACAAGAACAGCCUCCUGGAGCAGAAGAUGUUAGAAAUGGAGGUGCGGCACCGUGAAGAGCUGGAGACGCUGAAGCAGGAGAAGGGGAGUCUCCAGACCCUGGUGGGGAGUCAGAGCGGGGUCAUCAGAGAACUGGAAGCCCAGCUGAGCCGGGCCACUGGAAACAGCACGGCCCUGCAGAGACAGCAGCAGGAGAUGAUGGACACCGUCCAUAACCUGCUCAACCUCUGCUCCAAAGACGGAGUUGUGCCUAAUAGCACAAAGGUCAUGGACGAAGAGAAGAAGUUCCGCGACUGCGCCGACCUCUACCAGGCCGGCAUCCAUAAGAACGGAGUCUACACCAUCCAGAUCAACCCUCAGGAGACCAAAAAGGUGUAUUGCAACAUGGAAACAGCCGGCGGCGGAUGGACGGUGAUCCAGCGCCGAGAGGACGGCAGCGUGGACUUCCAGAGGACGUGGAAGGAGUACAAGACGGGCUUUGGGAGUGUGACAGCGGAGCACUGGUUGGGGAACGAGUACGUCUACCAGUUGACCAGCCAGCGGCAGUACGCCCUCCGCGUAGAGCUGACGGACUGGGACGGACACCAGGCUUUCUCACUUUACGACCGCUUUCAAAUCGGCAGUGAGAAACAAAACUACAGGCUGUUCCUGAAAAGCCACAGUGGGACCGCAGGCAGACAGAGCAGUCUAGUAAUCCACGGCGCAGACUUCAGCACCAAGGACAUGGACAAUGACAACUGCAUGUGCAAGUGUGCGCUCAUGCUCACGGGCGGUUGGUGGUUUGAUGCCUGUGGUCCGUCCAACCUUAACGGCAUGUACUUCACCCAAGGGCAACACAUAGGGAAGUUGAACGGCAUCAAGUGGCACUACUUCAAGGGCCCCAGCUACUCGCUACGAGCCACCGUCAUGAUGAUCCGCCCCUUGGACUUCUCCUAGUCCUUUGAACUUCCAAACUUUUUAACUUCCAAACGGCUAUGUAGCACAUUAGAGGGACACUUUGUAUUUUAUCCUCUUGUCUCAUCUCAUUUCACAGGCCGUGGGAGUCACCCACUGAAUCUUUUUUUCAGCCUUGUUGUUCCCCAAGAGAAACUGCUGCUGUUGCAACGUGUCCUCCCCACAACGAACCGAAAAGCAGCAAUGGGGAGGAAGACAGUGCAUGGUGUAAUCCACCUGAACUGAUUUCUGUUUGCAAGCAGGAGCUUGACCUUAUUUAAGGACAAAUGUACAAGUGUCUGUCAUGCCUACAAUUUGCAUUUCAGUUGUCAAACCACAGUUUUCUUGGGGACCUGCGUCGUAACAUAUGGAGGACUUGAACUCUUCUGAAUGUAAAGCAGCUACACCAGAGCAGCACUGACUCUUAAACUGCAGGACGGAACUAAUCUUGGUCCGCUCCAAGGAGAUGAAUGAGAAUUGUGGCUUUUUUGUAUUAAAAUGUUGCUCACAGAACCCACAAAUAUUACGAUUGUGUUAUAUAUUGUGUUUUUAGUAUUAUUUUUGUUAUCCCAACUGUAUACAUUAUCCAAAGUGAGAUGUCUUUUGUACUGUACAGUGUAUACUGAAUUUCUUUCUGCAAUAUGUAUAAAACACAUGCUCAGUUUUCAAAACGACCUUGCAAUGCAAGUGUUUGGUAAUAGUUACAGGGGUCACUUAUAUUUGCUGGCAAUUACACACUAGCUGUCCUGACAGAGUGUGAUUAUUUUUAGAGUUCAAGAUGUGAGGUUAUUAGAUUAGAUUCUGGACGGAGAUACAUUUGCUUUUGUUGUUGGCUGAGAAACGACUAACGGCUGCCAAUGUUCAGAUUGUGAGUGAUCGCCUUACCUCUGCUCAACAUGAAAAACAAGGACAUUAAUUCUGUUGCAUAUAAUAGGGGAUACAUAACCAUUACAGCUCGGUACAGCCUGGGGGAAGAAAAUGCACAUUUGCAUACACAAGUAAUGCAUAUUUUAAAAAAAUACACACAGAAAAGGAAGUACAUUACAGAGUGUAAUGAUGAAGUAGUACAUCAUGAUCCUUCCACAUUCACAAAUAUGUACAAGCUUAUAUUAAAUGGACAGUUCACUCCAAAAUCUAAAUACGUAGAUUGCUGCUUAACCCGUAGUGCUGUUGGUGAGUCCCAGAUUUUCAGGGAGAUGUCUGCCUUCUCUCAGAUAAAUUGGUUAUGAUAAUGGCUCAAUACAUUUGUAAAGUAGCAAUGUCUCUUUCCAGAAAUCAUGAUCGAGACUCAAGAUAAUCCACAGAACUAGAGAGCAGUUUCCAGUAGGAACUAUUUUUUUCCUACUGAACUACACUCUCCAGCCAUAUCGCCAUGCAGCGGGAUCCACGCAUCUGUCCCUACCUGAUGUGAGAGGCUGCCUCAUCUGAGAAGCGCAUCCGUCUUUUAUUGACGAUUAAUCUAGAAUCUACUGCAUCUACAUGUGGACAAGAGACUCGUGACAGCGCAAGAUGUAAACAUUAGUGGCUUCCUUCUUUGUGGAGAUGUAACAUUAGCUAGCUUGGUUGGCCAGCUUCCUGCCAGAUCUGAGAAGGGCAAGCUCGAGUAUGUCUGCCAUCUUGGACGGCAACACCACUGGGACAAGCCACAUGCGAAACUGCAGUAAAUACAGAUUUUCUUGUGAAGUAACUCAAUAUCAUGAUUUCAUCUUUGAAUUAUGGUCUAAGAUAGCAGUGUCUGGUUUCCUGUCGUAGCUUAGCAUUUUUCAAUUCAGUUCUUUCUAAGAGGCUUUGAGGAAAAUUAUUUUUUUUAAAAAGCAAUAUUGAAAAAACAUCAAAGUAAAUUUUGUCAAGAUGCUGGCACAGUAACAAUAAAAACAGUUUGAAGAUCAAAAAAGAGGCUAUGCUAACUACAACAGGCAACCACACAUCAAGAUAAUCAUUAGCAAAUGAUCAUAGUCCUGCAGAAACUGGCUUUACUGAAGUUCUGCAAGUGGUUUGUCCCAGGGGAGUUGUUGUACCUAGAUAUCCAAGCUAGCGAACGUACUCAAACGAAGCUACCCUAGCUAACAUUAGCGAUCCUCUCAGGAGAACACCAUUAAUACUCACAUCUCGCGCUGUCACAAACACGUGCCUGUCGUCCAUUUGCAGAUCCAUGGGUUAUGGUUUCUGGAGGAGACAUUGCUGCUGACUCUUACAAAUGUCUUUUUUUGUUGCUUUGAGCACCACAAGCCAAGUCCCAUCAGUUUCCAUUACAUUCAAGAGAAGCCAGACAUCUUAACGGCCAAUAUCUCCAAGACUCAGCAACUCAGGUAAGAGGAAAAAUGUCUGGUUUUGAUUUUGGGUUGAACUGUCCCUUUAGGUUGGUGUCCCACAUGUGCAAAACUCACAAAGCAGAAGGUUGAGGAGGACAUGAUUACACUUCAUGACCGGUCCUGUCAGUAUUAUCAGAUUGUAACCUCUUACAUUAAGACAAAGAGCAGAUUAGUUACAUCCAAAACAUUUUUCACAGACAUCAACAUGACAUGGCCUCAGAAUCCAGCCUGUUCCUGUUUCUCAUCAAUGCAGCUUUGGGGGUUUGGGGGGGAAGCUGGAGCUGGAUAUGAAGCAUGAAAUUAAUGAUUCCACCAAGUGAUCCGUGUGAACAAGUAUUUCAUAACUUCCAGCUUACAACAACAGAAUUGGCUGCAGAGUAUUUAUUAAAGGUACAUGUGGCGAGAAGAUAGAGUGUAUCUGGAACUUGUAAAACUGCAAUUGACAUGUUUAUUAGCAUACUAAAAUUGUACAAUAUAAUAAUGUGUGUGUGCGCGCGGGGCGGCCUUCCUCGAGGAAAGCUCUUCUUUCUCUGUUUUCACUCUGCCAGAAGCACGUUGAUGUUUUGAAGUUGAGCGUAAGACGUGAAAAAGUUAGGAUAAUAACCCUGCAGAAAUGUGCCUUUGAUAACUCUGCUUUUACCUCAUUAAAUUCCAGAUUUGCAGAUUUUA